This is a messenger RNA of Hypoxylon trugodes, 5425 nucleotides long. RefSeq lists its product as uncharacterized. Bases 134 to 5116 code for a protein of 1660 amino acids. Lineage: Eukaryota; Fungi; Ascomycota; Sordariomycetes; Xylariales; Hypoxylaceae. The transcript is spliced from 6 exons. The record is from RefSeq and is a predicted model, not a curated record. Gene Ontology annotation, molecular function: protein binding.
GGGGCGGUUGAGAGGAUUCCCCCGUCGGAUUCAUUCUCGAACAUUUCACUGCUUCUUUUCCCGCGAUACGCGAUAAUGAUACUAUCGCAGUCUGUAGGCAUACGCCUAUGGAAUCUCGUGCUCUGUUAGCAUCAUGGUUCGUCUGCAAGUCUCUUAUGAGCUAUACAACUUCAAGAAACCAUUUUCCUUCCGGAAAAAGAAGGAUGGCAGUCAAGAUGACCCUCCGGAUUACGUCGAAAUCCAAGAUGCGGAGGACCCCACCUCGACACGAGAGAUGCGCUCGGCGAGCACGCCCACCAUUCCCGACACCAAAUUUCGAGAUCGAUCGUCAGUUGCUAGCUCUAGUAUUAGCCAUGCGAAAUCUACAGAAAGCCAGUUCUCCACCCCUUCGGAGAACUCGGCAACAUAUCGCGGGAUUGAAGCUUCUAGCAAAGAUCCGCUUGGUUUGAAGGUGGUGCAUCGACCUGUAGGUCAACGACGGGUGGAUAUAGUUUUUGUUCAUGGGCUGGGUGGUAGUAGCCGCAUGACGUGGUCUCACGACCGCAAUCCGGACUUCUUUUGGCCGUUGAAAUUUUUGCCGCUCGAACCGGAUAUCAGUGAAGCCCGGAUCCUGACUUUUGGCUAUAACGCGAACUUUCGCCCGGGAAGCGGCAAGAAUAAAAUGUCUGUUCUUGAUUUUGCGAAAGAUCUCUUGUUUGAUCUGAAGCAUGCUCAAGAUGAGUCUGUGCCGGAGUUAGAAGACUUAGGCAUGGGAGAGAAACCCAUCAUAUUCAUGGUACACUCCAUGGGUGGGCUCAUUGUGAAAGAGGCCUAUAUGCAAGGGCAAAAUGACCCAACCUACGAGUCUAUCAUCAAAGCCAUAUCGUCCAUCAUUUUCCUCUCGACGCCACAUCGCGGUACUAACUUGGCCGAUACACUCAAUCGCAUUUUACAGGUGUCCUUUGUUACUAGUCCAAUGAAUUUUAUUGCCGAGCUCGCUGCUGGUUCGCAAACCCUCCAAAAGCUUAAUGAACAGUUUAGACAUGCAGCCCCAAAGUUGCAGAUUGUAUCGUUUUACGAGACCCGUCCUACGACCAUGUUCAAGAAAGCUCAAAUAAUGGUUCUGGAGAAGGACUCGUCAGUGUUAGGCUAUCCCGGAGAGAUAUCCAAGCCCCUCGAUGCAGAUCAUCACGGUGUCUGCAAAUAUGAGAGCCCAGACGAUCCACGUUAUAUCACUGUACGAAACGUCCUCAAGACUUUGAUCACGAAAGCUAAGCCAAAGCAUCAACCCUCCGAAGUAGAUAGUCAAUCCGUCGCCAGUUUUGAGGAGUACCUUUCCGUUUUCGAAUCUCCCGAUGCAGAUUACAAUUUCUUCCGCGACCGCUGGACUCCCGGAACUUGUACUUGGAUUGAACAAAAUGAUGCAUUUAGUGCAUGGCUGGAGGAUAAGAGCUUCAGACCCCGAGUCCUAUGGGUCAACGGCAACCCCGCAAGCGGGAAAUCGAUCUUAUCUUCGUUUAUCAUAAACCACCUUGCCCAACUUGGCUUGCCUUGCCAAUACUUUUUUAUACGAUUUAUGUCCCAGGAGAAGCGGGGGCUGAGUAUGUUGUUGCGGUCAUUAGCUUGCCAGCUUGCCAACUCAACGCCAGCCUACGGGGAAAGACUUCGCCAACUUCAAGCGGCUGCUGCGGAUCUAAAAACUGUAGACUAUCGGACAAUCUGGCAAUGGCUAUUCAGACAGACUUUAUUCCGUUUAGACCACAACUACCCCAUCUACUGGGUUAUUGACGGUGUGGAUGAGGCGGAUCGACCGGCGGCGUUGAUUCGACUCUUAUCGGAACUAGAUCAGACUACCCUUCCUCUUCGCGUCUUGGUCGUGAGCCGGAAAACCCACGAAAUCACAUCGGCAUUCCAAAAACUUGCUAGACAGGUGCAAAUGGAUACGGUGCGAUCUGAAGGAAACAUUGUUGAUUUUCAGUCUUACAUUGGUCACGAAAUGGACCUAGCUGGCGAUACAGAGUACAGAAAGGAAGUUACUGCAAAGUUGUUAACCCGCGCAAAGGGCAACUUCCUUUGGUUACACUUAGCUGUGCAGAGAGUCAAUGCCUGUCACACAAGGCCGGACGUCGAAAAGGCGUUAGAGGAACUUCCGUCGGGGAUGGAGGCGUUAUAUAAUCGAAUGGCUACGUCCGUUCAGUCUCAGCCGAAUGUUAAUGACCGGAACCUUGGGCUCAAUAUACUGGGCUGGACCACUUGUGCUCGGCGGCUGCUGAGCGUUGAAGAACUUCGCGAUGCCUUAGAGAAUGAUGGCGUUCUUGAGAUCCAUAGGACAAUAGGAGAUCUUUGUGGUGGCUUCGUCACUAUUGACCAUGAGGGCAAGGUUGCUAUGACACAUGAGACGGCUCGAGAGUAUUUGGUGCGCAAAGGCGAAGGUUACGGGCCACUGGCAAUCAAUCGCCAUGUUACCAACGAUAAGCUUUUUAAGAGGUGUAUCGCGCGAUUGACAGAUACGAAUCUACGAAGCCAGAUCAAUCGCAACCGACCCCCAGCCCUGCUCGGAUACGCCAUGACCUCGUGGUCCCACCAUCUAGUCCUUGGUUCAGUCACUAAUCCGAAUAUCCUGGAAAUCGUCAUGAAUUUUCUUGGAGGACCCCACGUACUCACCUGGAUCCAUGUCGCUGCUAGGGCAGGGGAGCUCAGAGCUCUAAUAACUGCUUCUCGUCACUUAGUAGAAGUUGUCUUCAAGUUGCGACGAAUGGACGAUGAUGAAUCCGCAAUACACCGACAAGCAGCUGCGGUCAUUGAAGGCUGGGCGACCGACUUCGUCAAAAUUGUUGGAAAGUUCGGUAACAACUUGAGACGACAUCCUGAUUCGAUUUAUAAACUUAUACCCCCGUUCUGCCCGGAAGACUCUAUGAUUUAUCAGCAAUUUGGUCGCAAAGAGUCCCGGUUACUUCAGGUCUCUGGGUCCACAAGAACUAGUUGGGAUGAUUGUCUUGCCCGAUUCUCCCUAGCUCAAGGGGUCGUCGCGUCGUCAGUGAUUGCCGCUGGUAGCAGAAUCGCACUCCUCACCGUUAUCCGAAAGUUAAGCCAAGUUAUCAUUUAUAAUGCGGCGACUUUCGAAGAACAGCGCCGCAUAACACAUCCUGAACGCGUUUUGAGCAUUCAAAGUAAUAAGCUCGGCGAUCUUCUCGUCAGUUACGGUUAUGUGACUACAAGGUUAUGGAAUGUAGUAACAGGAGAGCGCCUUAAGACGAUAAAGAACCCCCCAAGACGUCCACGACCGCAUAGCAUUCACUUUGAUGAGAAACGUCGGUUAGUUUUAGUAUGCUUUGAAGACAGAUGCACCAGAAGUUUUUCCCUCGAAGACGAUGGUGCGGAGCAAUGGGAUACGCAGGUGCAAAUCGACGAACAGAGCUUGGACGAUACUACUGUAAAUUUCCCUACGGUCGCUUCAAUCAGUCCAGAUGGCAAUAUGGUGGCAUUCGGCUAUCGAAAUCACCCAGUCACAGCCUGGGAGUUGGAACCAUCCAUGUUAAUCGGACAAUGCAGCAUCCCCCUCGAUGAAAAUGACAUGACGACUGAAGUUAAUACGUGGGGUGAAGUAUUCCGUCUCGCAUGGCACCCGCACUCUGGCGAGGUUAUUGGCUUGAAUCUAGUUGGAUUAUUGUUUAUAUGGGAUCCCUAUGAGGAGGAAGCCAGUGCGACCGUCCAUACCGGCGCAGAUAACUUCACUAUUAGUUCUGACGGUUCACUUAUAGCGACGGGGGAUGCAGUUGGAGCAGUCAAGGUUUAUUCCACUGCUGAUUUUUCAAUGCUAUAUCAGCUGGCUUCCCAAGACCCUGUUCUGUACAUCAGCUUUAGCGCCGAUUCUAGAAGACUUUAUGACAUCCGGGGGUCGUACUGUAAUAUCUGGGAACCUAGCGCUUUGAUUCGCCUUGCGGAUUGUUCGGAUCACAAUAGCAACAGCGACUCCCACAGCGAGACUGAAAGUCUCACUAAGAUGUCGCUUUACGCCGAACACCACUUCGCGAGGGUUGACAAUGUCAUUGCCUUAUCCGGCCAGCCUGUUGGGCCAUUGUACUGUUACGGAACAGAAGACGGCGUCGCUCUCUUGUGUGAAGCGGGGCGAGGAAAGAUUGGUGAAGUAGAGAGAUUAGCGAAUUAUGUGUCUAUUGAACACGUAGCUUGGAGUGAAGAUGGACGCUUAAUUGCGCUUGUUGAUCUAAGUGGGCGCCUCGCAGUGAAAAGGGUUACUCGCUCCCCUGAGAGCCCAAGUUCUUGGCAGGUGUCUGCCCAUUUUGAUCUUGUCAUUUCACAAGAACAGGGACAUAUCAAUCAGAUUAUGUUCCAUCCUACUGGGCAAAAAUUGCUGGUAUGCACACCAGCUAUUUUGUUCUCGAUAGAUCUUGGAUCCCAAUCCUUGACAGAGUCCAAAUUCGAGUCGACAAUGCCCAAAGUUAAGUGGGUUAACCACCCAACAGUAACGGAUACUCUCUUGGGAUUCGGAAACACCAAAGUGUAUGUCUUUGGAUGGGGCGAUCUACGAAAGCGCGAGGUUUAUAGUUACUUUCCGCCCAGGAUGGGCAGGUCGACAACGAUUUCGGCACCGUCACUAGCUCAUGGGCACGCAGGUAGUUUCCAAAAGGAUACCGAAACUCUCGGGAGACUCAUUUCAUCCACCGACUCUCCAUAUGUUCUCCUAGAAAUAUCAUCGUCGACUAGCUCAGGCCAUUUUGAGAGUCAAUACUUGCUGAUUGACGUGGACAAUAUGCAAGGUUCCUCCGAGGAAGAAUCAAGUCAAGACCCCUUAUUCCUUUCAUACACACUUUUGCCACAGGAGGUUGCUACUCGAAUACGUGAGCCUCUUGCGUUUCUAUCCCGGAGAAGACUCGCAUUUCUCGAUAUUGACAAGUGGAUAUGCACUUGGCGUCUACCAGUUUCCGCUCCAGCAAGACCUCAAGGCAGGAAAGGCUCCGAAUUAGGGGUCGCUGGUAUCGAGCAAUAUUACUUCCUCCCGGGGGAUUGGGUCACGAGCAACGAGACACGGUUAUGUACAAUUACCCCGGAUGGGACAUUACUAUGUCCUAGAAACGGCGAUAUAGCCACCGUCCAAGCCGCGAAAUUAAGAAAAUAAAAGACGCAAUGUAAAUACAGGAUAGGAUUGAAUCUGGCAAUAUCGGCUACGUUAAAUGUGUUUUUAAGAGUAUAGCAUUAUACCCGCCCCUUAGCGAACGCUUGUAGAUAGAAUUCCCCAGAGAUUAGGGGCUCUAGAUUAGAAUCAUUAACGUACCCGCCCAAUCAAUUGAAUUAUCAAUUGAUCAUGAAGAUAUCAUGUAUACCACCGCGUUAUAAAAGUCCCAAUAUUCAGAAUCCCGUCUACGGACAUGACUUCAAGGGUCAACACUCAUUUCGGUGUCACGUGCAUAAGAUUCUGCAGCAAGGU